AUGCCGGAGACCGGUAUUUCCCGGCUAGCUCAUGAGCAAAGAGUUUUCGUUCAUAAAGCUCCUUUCUCUGCCGCAGCCCACAGGCUCCCCAACUCUGAUCACCCGGCUGCCGCGGGUCCUCACAGAGAAACUGGGUCACGCACGGCCUUUGCUUCUUCUAACCGCCAGAUGCGAUCGGAAAGGAGAGAAAUCGCUAAAACACGUGGAAAUCAAUGUUCCGCAUUACCUUGCCGAGGCUGCCCGGGCGUUCGCGCGGCUCUGAAGGAGGCACGUGGCCAUGGAGGCUAUGAUUCUGAUUUUAGCGAUGAGGAGAAUGGGGAGAAGUCUGUGCAAAAGACUAAAAGUAUAAAGGAAGAUGGCCUUCUGAUAAAGCCAUUCCAAAAAGUGAAACAAGGCAGUGUUGUUCACAGACAAUUCGCAGCUGAAGAAUGGGACAGGGAAGAAGCAAGAAAAAGAAGAUUUCACUUAAUAGCGAUGGACGCCUAUGAAAGACAUAAAAAGUUGGUGAAUGACUACAUUUUAUACUAUGGUGGCAAAAUAGAGGAUUUCCGACGUUCUGGAGCAAAUGACAAGACGGAUCUUGAUGUUAUUAGAGAAAACCAUAGAUUCCUGUGGAAUGAAGAUGAUGAAGCAGACAUGAAUUGGGAGAAGAGGCUUGCAAAGAAGUAUUACGAUAAAUUGUUCAAAGAAUACUGUAUAGCAGAUCUUGGUAGAUACAAAGAGAAUAAGUUUGGAUUUAGAUGGCGACACGAGAAAGAAGUAAUUUCAGGAAAAGGCCAGUUUUCCUGUGGAAAUAAGCACUGUGAUGAGAAAGAAGGUCUGAAGAGCUGGGAGGUGAAUUUCGGUUACGUUGAACAUGGUGAAAAGAGGAAUGCACUUGUGAAAUUGAGACUAUGUCCAGAAUGUUCCUACAAACUAAACUUUCAUCACCGGAGGAAAGAAGUCAAAGCACACAAGAAAAGAAGCAUAGACGUACCGAACUCUAAAGAGCCAAAAAUGAAGAAGACAAAAUUAUCUUGUUCAGCAAAAAAGAAGUCAAAAAAAAAGACCCAUAAAGAUCAGGUUUCUUCAGAAGAGUCAGAUAGUUCUGAUAAAGAUUCAGAUAACAGCGAUGCACAAGAUGGCCCUUCAGAUGCUGACUUUUGGAAAGGUCCUCUACAAGAAGCAGAUGAAAAAUCACGGGAGGAGGAGUUUGAUGAGUAUUUUCAAGACUUGUUUCUCUGA
This is a messenger RNA of Opisthocomus hoazin, 1224 nucleotides long. The record is from RefSeq and is a predicted model, not a curated record. NCBI's taxonomy places the organism in Eukaryota, Metazoa, Chordata, Aves, Opisthocomiformes, Opisthocomidae.